Symbiodinium necroappetens is the source of this 849-nucleotide messenger RNA. The record is from the annotation of a GenBank genome assembly. Lineage: Eukaryota; Dinophyceae; Suessiales; Symbiodiniaceae.
GUGAGUCACAUAGACAUCAAGUUGGACGGGCAACACAAUUCGAAAUACUAUCCUCUGAGCAUGAAAGGCCUGGACCCCAAGGACAUUCAGGGAAUGAAGAAGUUGGAGGUGUGGCACGACUUGGCUGUGCACCACCAGGAGCAUUAUCUCCAACCGCAACACCAGCUAGACGAAAGCCAGGGUCAGAGCAAUUUCUCUUUCUUUGCAAACGCGCAUUUCCAGAAACGCCCCGCUGCUGCAAAACUGGGCGGCCAGCCGUACGUCCUGCAGAAGCUCAUCAAAGAUGCGGAGCUUUUGGAGGCUGCCCAAGCAAAGGCGUCGGCGCCGCCGCCGCCGCCCCCGAAGAGGAAGGCAAGUGGCGAGCCGUCCGAGUCUGGGUCCGGGUCGGAGGAUGACUCGGGGAGCAGCGACGCGGCGGGAGGGAAGGAGACUGCUGGACCUGCGCAAGAACCCAGGGCUGCCCCUUCCAUCGGCCUCGGAAGCUUGGAAGUGGUUGCAAAGGCACGAGCGAAGGCCAAAGCCAAGCAGGUUGUUCGGCCUCGCAGUCGUAGCCCCUCAGUGGGCAAGCCUGCCAGCAGCUCCGUCGUGAAGGCUGCCAGCAGCUCCUUGGUCAAAGGUCCGAAGGGUGGCGGCAGCAAGAAGGAACGCGAGAUGGCACAGCUGCUGGAGCAGCUCCAGGAGAGCGACAGGGAGAUGUACAAUGUCGCGCAGGAGCACAUCGCGCACGCGAAGGGGACCGGCGUAGCUUGUUUGUUGACACUCAACGUGAAGCACUUCUUGACGAACAGUCGGCAGGGCGUGGUGCUACACAAUGCGGGGGCCUUGGAUUCUAGUGAUUCUACUGUGUAG